Molecule: messenger RNA, 1547 nt
Organism: Homalodisca vitripennis (glassy-winged sharpshooter)
Lineage: Eukaryota; Metazoa; Arthropoda; Insecta; Hemiptera; Cicadellidae
Product: lysosomal Pro-X carboxypeptidase-like
Exons: 9
Coding region: 108-1493 (461 amino acids)
Biological process (GO): proteolysis
Molecular function (GO): serine-type exopeptidase activity; dipeptidyl-peptidase activity
Source: RefSeq, a predicted model, not a curated record
AGUAGUGUAUUAAAACUGAUUUGGGCUCAUGAAUAAAAAUUUAUCAUUGUCUCAAGUAGUCAGUUUCUGUUCUGGCUGUACAUCUGCAAACUAGUGUACAAAUAAUAAUGGAUUCAGUAAUAUGUGGUAUUAUACUUAGUGUGGUGAUUUUAAUUACAACUAAACAUGUUCAUUCACAGUAUGUGUUUAAAACUGAAUACUUUGAUGCAAAGUUGGAUCAUUUCACAUUUCUGUCCAACACAACAUUCAAACUCCGCUACCUCGUUAACGACAGUUACUGGUCUCCAGAUACAAAUGCUCCAAUAUUCUUUUACACUGGCAAUGAAGAUGACAUCACAGUUUUUGCGCAAAACACUGGAUUCAUGUGGGAAAUCGCACCUGAGUUUAAUGCUCUUAUCGUCUUCGCAGAGCAUCGCUUCUAUGGUGAAUCGCUACCAUUUGGAAACAAGUCAUAUGAUCAAGGUAAUAUUGGUUACCUCUCCUCCUCCCAAGCUCUGAUGGACUUUGUAGACCUGAUCUCAGAACUGAAGCAUAAUCACUACAGACAAUACCCGGUUGUGUUGUUUGGGGGCUCGUAUGGUGGCAUGCUGGCAGCCUGGCUCCGUAUGGAAUAUCCUGCAGCUGUUACAGGGGCGAUUGCAUCGUCUGCACCGAUAUGGCAGUUCACUGGUAUGACUCCGUGUAAUGCUUUCAAUCGUGUUUUGACUUCAGCGUUCACCAGAGUUUCACACAAGUGCAGUCACAACAUCCGCAAGUCUUGGAAGGCGAUCAAUGAUAUAACUAAAACCGAUUAUGGAAAAUCAUGGCUGUCUACAACAUGGAAACUAUGUGAACCACUCAAGACCUCGCAAAAUGUAACAGACCUCAAGAACUAUCUGAUUGAUGUAUAUGGCAACCUGGCCAUGGUAAACUACCCCUACCCAACUGGUUUCCUGGCACCUCUGCCAGGUCAUCCUGUCAGGGCUGUUUGUAAACAUUUGCUAAAAGAAGAUUUAGAAGGGAAGAAACUUUUGAAUGCCUUGUUUGGUGCAGUUAGUGUCUACUUCAACUAUACAGGGGAUGCACAAUGUCUCGACUACCAACCCUCUCUGAUUGAUGACCUUUGGGGUUAUCAGGCAUGUACAGAAAUGGUGAUGCCAAUGUGCUCAGAUGGAAAACAUGAUAUGUUCGAGCCUUCCAAGUGGAACUUUAACGAUUAUGCAAAAGAAUGUUAUGAGCAAUAUGGAGUGUUACCCCAGCCUUUUCACGCCAAGAACUUGUAUGGCGGUAAACAUAUCAGUACAGCUUCAAACAUUAUAUUCAGCAAUGGGCAGUUAGACCCAUGGUCUAGUGGUGGAGUAUUACACAAUGUGUCAGCUACUGCCCAAGCUGUAUUCAUGGCUGAUGCUGCACACCACCUGGACCUGAGAGCUUCCAACCCGGCCGAUCCAGAGUCUGUUGUGGAGGCCCGCAAAUACUACCGGACUGUCAUACAGCAGUGGAUUUCUCAGUGAAUUUCAUGUCAGUUCUGUGAAAUCAAUAAAAAAAUAAUAAGUUGCUCCUAACAA